Urocitellus parryii (Arctic ground squirrel) is the source of this 15039-nucleotide messenger RNA. Lineage: Eukaryota; Metazoa; Chordata; Mammalia; Rodentia; Sciuridae. The record is from RefSeq and is a predicted model, not a curated record.
AUGGGGCACAGGAGGCACCAGUUCCAAGCCCUGCUGUGGAAAAACUGGCUCUGCAGACUCCGGCACCCGGUCCUUUCCCUCGCAGAAUUCUUCUGGCCUUGUAUCCUGUUCAUGAUUCUGACAGUACUUCGUUUCCAAGAACCUCCCAGACAUAYAGACAGUUGUUACUUGCAACCCCGUGAUCUGCCCAGUCGGGGUGUUAUGCCCUUUGUCCAAGGACUUCUUUGUAACACGGGGUCAAAGUGCAGGAACUCCAGCUUUGAAGAGCCCAUGGAUCACAAUUUUCGUUUUUCCAGGUUUCAAACUGUAGCUGACCACAGGAAGGUGAAUGGCUUGGCCUUUUUAAAAGAAAUGCAGGACCUGGCCGAGGACAUUUGUGAAACGGUGGACAAAGCAAAAAACUUACAGAAACUUUGGAAAGAAAGAUCAAAGACACCAGGUCCUUCUUAUGGAUCCAGUUUUUUAACAAUGGACCUCAAUAAAACAGAGGAGGUGAUUUCAAAACUGGAAAGCCUCCACCAGCAGCCUCAUCUCUGGGAUUUUUUACUUUCAUUGCCAAGACUCCGUGAAAACCACGUUCAUGUGGAAGACAUCCUGCCUGUCAUGGUCCACUUUCUCCAGGCAGUUUUGAAUUCCUUAACAUCUCUGGAAGAUUUAGACUGGCUACCACUCAACCAGACUUUCUCCCAGGUUUCUGAACUUGUACUGAAUGUGACCAUCUSGACGCUGACAUUUCUGCAGCAAAAUGGAGUAUCAUUCACUGAGUCAGUUUAUCAACUGUCCCUGCAGAAUAUGGUGUGGGAUCCACAGAAAGUCCAGUCUGAUCUCAAAUCCAAGUUUGGUUUUGAUGAUCUUCAAAUGGAACAAAUCCUGAAUUAUUCAGCUGAGCUAGAGGAGAUUCCCACAGACAGCUCCUUAGAGAGGAUGGUGUGUUCAGUCUUGUCCAGCAUAUCCAAGRACGAAGCGGAGAGAGAUGGCCGUGGUGGAGACUGUCCUCCCGAGUGGUCAGACGCCAAGAACUAUCUCAUCCACUCGRUCAGCUGGCUGCGACUGUAUGGGCAGGUGUUUCACCAGUGGCAACAGGGUGGCCUGCUUCAGAAGAUACUCACAGGUGCUGGCCAUAGUCUGGGGGCCCUCAGGAACCAGCUCSAAGAAGGGGAUGAGCCAUGGAAAGUGGUGGAAGCCUUGCACACUGGACUGCUCAUCCUGAGUGACAGCUUGGCAUCCAAGGGGCCUGAAGACAGUCUUCACUCUUCACAGAUAUCACAGAGUCUGCAAAAAUUGCAGAGUGUGCUGCAAARCCUGCCCCAGUGGCCAGACCUAAAGAGAUUGCUGCAGCUGGGUGGUGCUCUCAGGAAUGCAAUAGCCCAGGAUUUGCAUUUCAUCCAAGCAAUCCUCWUUCACCUGGAGACUUCAGCGAACAAUUCUAUGCAGGGCAGACCUGAUCGAUGGAAACUAGAAAAGGAUGUGUUCUUUGAAGGGUUAAAGCAGAUGUUGACGAAGAAUGCUACUGCUCCCUGCCUAAAUGAACGCUUGUCUGAGAAGGAGGUCCCUCUGCCCCCUGGGAUCUGGAGGGACUCCUGGGGACUGUUGUGCAAUCAUACCUCCUUCAACGAGACCAGUGUUUUCAACAGGCUAAUUGGUACAGUAAAGGAUGUUGACCAUAUUUUGCAAGAGGUCAUUACUGGGCACACAGACAUGCCAGUUUCGGUACCRGAAGAGUAUUUGGGCUGGCAGGAACUGGAGACACAGCUGUCAGAAGCGAGCCUUUCCUGUUCUCGGCUCUUCCAGCUGAAGGGUGCUGUUGCCUCACCUGGGACCYAUGUCUCCUCUGGUGGCUGUGAGCACCAGCUUGUCUCCACCCUGAUGUUUCAUAUGCUUGAAAAAGUCCAACCGUCCCUGGAACAGAUAUCCUAUGGGAAGGCCUUCCUAGGGCUUCUCAGGAAGGCUUGUGAAGUGACUCGAUGUGUGAACAUGCAAGGAAGUUUCCAGAACAGUCUUCUGGCUUUCUCUGAGAAAUCUCCCUGUUAYGCAGAAAACAUGGAUUGGAAAAUCAUCAGUGAUAAUUAUUUUGCAUUUUUGAAUGAMUUAUUGACUUCUCCAAAAACUUCCAUAUCCAGGGCCUUAAACUGCACAAAGCACCUUCUGGUGAUAGAAAAGAAGUUUCAUGCCUCUGAGGAUGAACAGAUGAACUUUCUUUUAUCAUUUGUGGAAUUUUGGGAGAAAUUAUUACUACCUAAUCCUUUCAACUCCUUCAGGGUUCCCAAAUUCCACAACUCAUCUCUCAAUAAGGAAGAUCUAAAUAGAAGUGUUUUGUGGAAUUUAGAGACAGACCCACCUGCUUUUGAAGCUCAGGAGCUUUUAGAAUUUGGGAAAGAGGUGAUUGAAAAACUGCAAACUGGUGGAAGUCACUGGAUGAAGAACCAACCUGAAAAUAUUUUGAGAUUCAUGGAAUUAAUACUGCUUGAAAUUAACCCCAAACUUCUAGAAUUAUGGCUGCGUGACAUUUCUAAAGGAGAAAAGGCUAAACUGGAAAAUUUUUCUUCACGUUUAAAUUUUUCUGUUCCAGAAAAUGAGAAAAUUUUUAGUAAAAGCAUAAACUUUUCCCAUUUAUCCCAUUCAAAUUGGUCAGAAUCACCAGCAGUAAACAUAGAUUUUGUACAUUUAAGUGAAACUGUGAUGAAUUGUCUCUAUGAGUUUGGAUUACUUAGGCAGGAACAAGUCUCAGAAGCUCUGGACACAGUCUAUGUUGUAAAGAAUGCAUCUGAUAUUUUCUCAGCCCUCUCUGAWCCUCAAAAACAAGAAGUUGAUAACAUUUUGACACACAUAUACCUAAAUGUCUUCAAAGACAAGGAUUCAGCUUCACUUCUGCAAAUUUAUUCUUCCUUCUACCAAUAUAUUUAUAAAUUCUUGAGCCUACGGAGUAGAGAUUCUCUGCUAAUGUACCUUACCCAAAUCUCAAGACAUAUUUUGAACAUCAUAAAGCAAUUUAAUUUCCAAAACAUCAGCAGAGCAUUUGAAUUUUUAUCUGAGACUGCAGAGAUUCUUGGRGGAAUUUCUGAAGUAUCUUAUUGUCAGCAGUUGUUUUCAGUUUUUAACUUUUUGGAGCUUCAAGCUCAAUCCCUGAUGUCUACAGAGGGCCAAGAAUUGGAAGUGAUCCAUGCUACCUUGACAGGCCUCAAACAGCUGCUCAUAGCAGAUGAAGGUUUUCGCAUGUCUUUAUUUCAAUAUGUCAGUCAGCUCUUCAAUGGUUCAGUAGAAGCCCUGUUGGGUGGUGAAUGUUUUGUUUUGGAUAACGAAACCAUUUCCUCUAUGAAUUAUUUAACAGAUAAGGGAUCUUCAUUUAGUCUUCCAUGGUCACAAAUUUUUUCAGACCUCUCAGCAAAUGUCAGUGUGUUGAAUGAGUUUCUGGCCGUUCACUGUACCAUUUCAUGGCUUCAAAUGUGGACUGAAAYCUGGGGAAGCAUAUCUCAAAUACUUAAGUUUGACCUGAAUAUCUUCACUUCUCUUCAUGUAGGGCUCACUCAGCUUUUGGAUGAAUUGGAAAAUGAUAUGAAAAUUUCUGAAAGCUGCCAGGGAGUCUUUCCCACCCACCAUGCAGCUAGACUCAUAAUAAAUUUGUUUAAAAGUGUGACUCAAGCUGAUAAUUUUCAGGAUUGGCAUGACUUGCUGGAUCUCAGGGAUCUCUGGGUAGCAUUAGGUGAUGCAUUAGUUGCAGUAAAAUCACUUACCUUGGACCAAGUAGAGAAAACCCUUUUCACCAUGGAAACUACUCUGCACCAGCUAGAGACACUUCCAUUGAACACAAACACAAGCAGAGAGUUUUUAUAUUCUCUGCUGGAGGUUUUCAUUGAGUUAAGCCAGACCUCAGAAUAUGUGGGUAGUAACGUAGACCUGAUAAGUCAUUUUCUUUUAAAUAAUCUCACAGAUCACGGAAAUAACAAAUUUCAAAGUGUCAUCACUGAGCUAAGAGAAACAAUAUUAUUUCUUAGAAAUGUGUCCCAUGAUCAAGAUUUAUUGUCCUGUGCUGAUGUUUUCCAAAAUGUAACUGAGUUGAUUUUAGAAGAAGGCUUAUUUCAUGUAAAUAGCUCUCAGCGGAUGGUACGUAUUCUGGACAUGUUAAAUUGCACAUUCUCCUCUGAGAACACAGUUAGCAAACUGAGAGGAUGCAUGGCAUGGAUAGAUGCCAUCAACCGUUUGUAUGUAAUGUAUAAUUCAAGUUUUUCACAAGGUUAUCUUCACAGUAUUUUGGGGMGUUUCAAAGAUAUGGACAACAAAAUGAACUCUACAUUGAAAAUGGUAACUUGGCUGWUACAUAUAAAGAAACCGCUUUGUUCCUUGGGUGAGUCCAACAUAAGCUGUGUAAAUAUUUACUUGAAAGACAUAACUGACUUUCUAAAUAUUGUACUUAAUACAGUCUUUGAAAAUGGGAAGGUACCAAAAUUUGAGAUUUUAUUAGCUCUUUUGAAUGAUUCCACAAACCAAGUAAGGAUGAUUAUAAACAACUUAACAAGAGACUUUGAUUUUGUUUCCCAAUCCAACUGGAAGUAUUUUAAUGAAUUAGUUUUAAGACCCACAGAAAUGUCACAGGAAAUUCCUAACCAGUUUCAAAAUCUUUGGCUGCAUUUCAUAGCACUAGGGAAGGAAAUUCAGAAACUUGUAAAAGAUAUUUUCUCUAAUAUCCUGGAAAAUAAUUCCUCUUCUGAAACUGAAAAAUAUUUUAACAUAUUUGCUACCAGUCCAAAGGAAAAUGAUAUAAAGAGUUUAGGCAAUUCAAUUUAUCAUUUAGCUAGUUACCUUGCCUUCUUCAACUUAUCUCAUGAUCUUCAAAACCCACCAGAAACAAUUUCACAUGAACUAAUGAGAGUUGUGGAUCUUGUUAUUCAGUUGAUGAAGAAUGUGUUCAAUUCCUUAGUGCCCACUGUUUCUCACAAUAUCCCACAAAAUUCAGGUCGUGCUCAAGUUUUAAAGAAGGUGGCUUCUCUCAUGCAUACUCUCAAGAAGGCAGACAUAGACCUUUUAGUAGAUCASCUUGAACACAUUAGUGAAAGCCUUGGGGAUUUCUUCAAGAAUCUCAGUAGAUUAGAUACCAGCAAUUCAGGGGUCAACUUGCUUUUUGGCUUGAUGCAGAAAUUUGCAGACAGCUCCCAUGCUUGGAAUGUCAAUCAUCUGCUCAAGCUCUCUCGCCUGUUUCCCAAGGAUGAUGUGAACACAGUGGUGGACCUGUAUUAUGCUCUUCCUCAUGUUGUGAGUCUCCUGCAGAGAGUGRCUGACAAAAACAUCACAGAGGCCCUCAAGGAUGUCUAUAACUUCACACUCCUUCACGGCAUAAGCAUUUCAAACAUCACCAAGAAGGACUUUGCUGGUGCGAUAAAAGCUCUUCUGCAUACAAUCACAGUAAUAUCAGACCAACCAGCCAUUGUCUCAGAGGYUUUAAACUGCCUUCCUGUGGUUUGGUGCUGGAAUCAUACAACUUCUGGAUUUCAGCAGAAUCCAAAAUUGGAAGCCUGUGAAGUCCAUGGGAUUAUGUCUUCUUCUUCCUUUUAUCACCAAGUGGCCACAAUACUUGACCAUCUCCACCUGUCUCCCCCACGUGAAGAUUCACAAUGUUCAAAUGAAARUUCACGAAUGGAAAUGAGUAGGAAAAUGAUUUGUGUGAUUCAUGAAUUAGCAGACUGGAAUUCCAUCCUUAUAGCACUGUCCGAAGUCUUUCAUGCUAAAACCUCUCUCAUGAAAACUGUGCAAGAAUUUUGGCAUAAGGUGUUACCCUUUGUCUCACUUUCUGGAAAUCAAAGUAAUGACAGCAUUGCUGGACAUUGUCCUGGUGGUCCCAUAAAGCAAGUUGCUUUGCAAAUCAUAGAAAAGCUAAAACGUGUCAAUUUUACAAAAGCUGCUUCUGGGGAAAACAUUCUUAACAAACUGGCUGGUGUAAAUAAGAUUUUUAACAUGACUGAGGGAACAGAGGCAUUUGUCCRAAAUAAUAUUUCCUUAAAUUUGGAAAGGAUGAUCAAGUUGAUUUCUGGGGAUUGGAGUCUAGAAGAUAACAGGCCUUAUUCACUCCUUCCACUCACAAUUCUUCUGAAUGCAAGUCUCAUGGGUAGUGGUUUAGAAGCAUUAACAAGUUUUAUUAAAAAUAGUGAAGCUAUUUACAACCUUGAAGAACUAUGGCUUGAUUUUAAACAAACCAUGAAAGACCUAACCCAUGACUUUAGUAUUAGGCACCUGUUCUCUAUAAUUAAAAAGGAAAUCCAAAGUAUUAACUCCAUGGCCCUUCAAAGCUUAGUUUUACAACUUUCCCACUUUCUGGAAAGCCUGGAUUCCUCAUCAUUGGGGAUAUUAGAAAUUAUUSAAGAUUUUCUGUUGGACACAAAAAACUGGCUUCAUGAAAUUGAAAAUAAAGAUUACUCCAAAUUGACACCAACAUUAUUUGUUCCUGUGACCAUCGAGAGUUCAACUGAUGAUAUAACUAAAGAUAUGACUAACUAUUUGCAUUAUCUGAAAAACAUUUCUGGAGAAGGUGAUUUUGACGUUGACUUUCUUACUCAUCUGCUAAAUCAAGACCAGCUAACCAAUUUCUCGGUUGUUCAGUUGCUUCUUGAAAGCAUUCUGAUUAAUUCCGUCAGUAACUUAGCUGGGAGGUCUCAAGAAGCGGCCCCAAAUUUAAGUGACGCUGACCUUCAAAUAAUGAAUUUAAUUAACCUCACCUUGAACCACAUGCCAUCGGACAGUAGUGGGAAAACCAUUCUCCCUUCAAGGAGCACAGUGGAUUUCAUAGAACAGUUUUUGAGAACAUUCUUUUCCCCUUUACUGAAGGGAAAUUCUGAGAACAAAAUAUCUCUUUUGCUAAAAGACUUCCACCAAGAUGCUAUUGCAGAGAUGAGUUUUUUUCCAAAAGAUAAAAUUCUAGAAGUUCUGAAAUUGGAUCAAUAUCUUACCUUGAAGAAUGAAGACAAAUUGAUGGAUUUUUUCUCAAGUUUAAAGGAGACUAUACAUCACUUAAUCAGAAGCUCAUUUAUAUUAGACAAUGGAGAACUUUAUUUUGAUAACCAUCAAGGACUGAAAUUCAUAAAAGAUUUGUUGCAUGMCUUUGUAAGGGAAACCUCAAUGAAAAAUAAGUCUGAAGAUGAUUUCCUUACAGUGGUGAGUCAGUUGCUUUUCCAUAUAAAUAGUACUGAGGAGCUCUUCAAACUUAACCAAAAUCUCGGGUCAGUUCUCCAUCUCAUGAGAGAAAGUUCCACAGAGAUAGCCAAUCUUAUGGAUACUCUUUUAAACUCUCUAAAUAAGGACUUCCAUACCUUAUGUCCUACUCUCCAAGAAGUUAUACUUUCUAACUUAACUGAUUUGCUUUCCUUUAUACUUAACUCAAAUCUUCUAAGAAACAGAGAAACAUUAGAAAUUACUAAGAGAUUACUUGGUAUUAUUUCUAGAGCUUCUGAAAACAGUCAUGUCCUAGAACCUCUCUUAGAAAUGUCUAGAACUCUGUCCAUGCUUUUGAGUGACAGUGCUGAGCUGAGAGAUCUUGCCAUAUCAGUGGACUCCACUGUGAAACUUCUCAAAGUAGCUAAGAAAGUUUCAGGGCAGAUGGCCAUGAUUUUYGACACUCAUUUCAUCUCUAGUACCAAGGACACCAUGAAAUUCUUUGACGCUCUCUAUUCCUUCAUGCACCAAAGUGUUCAACAUCUUGUGAAGAAAAUAACUACUUUGAAAAAAGUAGAUCAUUUUAUAUUUGAAAAGAUAAAUGAUUCAUUACUGCCAUUUCUUGACUUGGCCUUUGGGAUGAUUGGGGUCAAACCUAAUAUUUCACAAGACUCUGAUAUUUUCAGUAUGUCAUCUAUCAUACUGUCCUAUGUGAACCAAUCCAAGGACUUUUCUGGUAUUUUGGAAGAAAUGGCUGAAUUUUUAACUUCUACGAAAAUUGAUUUGGGGGCUUUGGAGCAUCUUAUGGUGGCAUUUAGAAAUGUGUCUCAAGUAUUUUCUAGGGAUUCUGUCAAUUUAUGGGAAGAAAUUCUGGAUUGCUUAGUUCCUAUAAAUAACAUUACCAGUCAAAUGGACUUUUUACAGCUUAAUCCAAAUUCUAGCCCUCAAGAUACUGAGCAGGAAAGGAUUCAUGAAGUGAUUCUWUUCUUGGAUAAAAUGUUAACAGAAAGCAGCACAGAAAUAGGAAUUUACUGGAAAAUGGCGGUUAAUUUUACUUUAGAAACUCUUUGGAGUAGCUUGAAGAAGGAUAACUGGGAUGUUUUAAAGCUGUUGCCGACAUUUGCUCAGCAUCCAGAUAACCUUUUGAAAACCAUAGAAAGAGUUGUACAGGCCUCCAGUGGAAUUGAAAGUGAGUAUGGAGAUUAUUUAAGUAAAAGUUUACCUUUCAAUAUGUCUUUGAUUGRGAAUAUAACCCAUCAUCAACUUGAGAAAGCAACCCAGUUUGUGCUAAGUAGAAUAGCUCUCUCCRGGAAAGGGCUCCUCCCCAACAACUCCCGGUGGGCAAAUUCCAUUAGAACUGUGUUUCAUCCAGUCUUGGAGAUUUUUCUUCAGGAAGCCAUUGGAAAGAAUGGCAUGUCGGCCCACGAAGACUGGCCCCAACAAGAUAGGAUGGAUUUUCCUUAUGGCUUCAAACCAUUAUCAUGUUUCAAGAAAUACCUGAGGAGAUUAUUUGUGUUGAUUGAAUACUGGCAAAAAGUCUCACUGACAGAUGAAAGAGUUGUUGAGAUGUGUCGAGUGUUGCAGCAGCUGGAGAAGCCCUCUGAAGCCAUUGAGAUGCUGCAGAAAGUGAAGAUGGUGGUUUUGCGUGUGCUCAUUAUCUUUGCAGAAAACCCUUCCUUGACUAAGGACAUUUUGUGUGCUACUGUGAGUUGCAAGCAAGGUGGGAUAAGGCAUCUCAUUUUAUCUGCUAUCCAAGGGGUCACUUUGGUGCACAACUACUAUCAGGAAAUUGAAAAGAUAUGGUCCUCACCUAAUCAGAUAAAUUGUGAAAGUCUUAGCAGAAAUCUUUCUAGCACCUUGGAAAGCUUCAGAAGUAACUUGGAAAAUGCCACGGACCAGGACUGCACAUGCCAGCCCCCACUAGAGACAGUUCAGCAGCACAUGAGCACGUUGGCCAAAAGCUUUGAGAAGACUUGGUUGUCUGGGAAUUCCAUUAUGACUUUUCUUAGCAAUUUUACAGUUACCGAGAAUGUAAAAGUAAAAGAUUUGAUGAAGAAYGUCACCCAGCUCACAAAAGAUCUUCGCUCUUCUAUCCACAUCUCAGAUGAGACCAUCCACAGUAUCUUAGAAGCAAAUAUUUCCCAUUCCAAGGUUCUCUCCAGUGCCCUUACCAUGGCUCUGUCUGGAAAGUGUGAUCAAGAGAUUCUUCGUCUCCUGCUGACAUUUCCUGAAGACGAAACAUCUUUGUUUGCAAUGAAGGAACUCUGUGGCCUUCCCGGGUCGAAAGUGUAUCCUCUGAUUGUGGUGAUGAGUCAGAACCUGAACCUGCGAACUUUCAUUUAUAAAACUCUUAUACCUUCUGAAGCAAAUGGCUUGCUCAACUCCCUGUUGGAUGUCAUUUCCAGCCUCAGUGCCCUACUUGCCAGAGCCCAGCAUGUCUCCAAAUACCUUCCUGAAUUUCUUCACACAUUUAAAAUUACUGCCUUGCUAGAUAUGCCGGACUUUGGACAGGUUUCCCAAAAUGACCAGGCUAGAAGUUCAGCCUUUGGUUCUUUGCAGAAUGUGAUGAAACUGGUUUGCAAGGACCAGGCAUCAUUCCUUAGCAAUUCUAACAUGUUCCUUAAUUUGCCCAGAGUUAACGAGCUCUUGGAGGAUGACAAGGAAAAAUUCAACAUUCCUGAGGAUUCAACACCAUUUUGCUUGAGCCUUUACCAACAAAUUCUCCAGUCUCCAAAUGGUGCAUUGGUGUGGUCUUUCCUAAAGCCUAUAUUACAUGGAAAAAUACUGUAUACACCCAGUACUUCAGAGAUUAAUAAGGUCAUUCAAAAGGCUAAUUAUACUUUUUAUUUUGUGGACAAUCUAAAAAUUUUAUCAGAAACACUGCUGAAGCUAUCAAGUCUUUUCCAGGGAAGUGGAAAUGGCCAGAUGUUCAGCCAACUGCAGGAAGCGCUGAAAAACAAAUUUAUAAGAAACUUUGUAGAAAGCCAAUUGCACAUUGAUGUGGACAAACUCACUGAAAACCUCCAGACAUAUGGAGGGAUGCUAGACAAGAUGUUUAACCAUGCAGGGGCUGGACRCUUCCGUUUCUUGGGCCAAAUCUUGGUGAAUCUCUCUUCUUGCGUGGUAUUGGAUCGAUUCCAGGCUGUGGAGUCAGCUGACAUCCUGGAAACUAAAGCCCAUGAACUCAUGAAGAAAAACAACUUCUUGGCCAGUGUCAUAUUCAACAGUUCCUUAGUCCGCAGGAGAAUCAGAUCGACAUCUCUCAAAUUGCCACCCCAUGUCACAUAUACAAUUCGGACCAGCGUCUUACACAGCAUGAGAACAGAUAUGAUAAAAAACCCUUCUUGGAAGUUCCAUCCUCAGAGUUUACCAGCUGAUGGGUUCAAAUAUAACUACAUCUUUGUCCCACUGCAAGACAUGAUUGAAAGAGCCAUCAUUGAAGUACAGACUGGCCAGGAAGCCCUGGAGCCGACCACUCAGACGCAGGCAGCCCCCUACCCAUGCCACACCAGUGACCUAUUCUUGAACAACGUCGGUUUCUUUUUCCCUCUGAUAAUGAUGUUGACUUGGAUGGUAUCSGUGGCCAGCAUGGUCCGAAAACUGGUUUAUGAGCGGGAGAUCCAGAUAGAAGAGUACCUGCGGAUGAUGGGAGUGCAUCCAACAACUCACUUCCUGGCUUGGUUCCUGGAGAAUGCAGCGGUGCUGACCUUGAGCAGUGCUGCUCUGGCCAUCAUUCUGAAAACAAGUGGCAUCUUCACCUACAGCAAUGCAUUCAUCAUCUUCCUCUUCCUCCUGGAUUUUGGGGUGUCAGUUGUUAUGCUGAGUUACUUCUUGAGUGCAUUUUUCAGCCAAGCUAAUACAGCAGCCCUGUGUACCAGCCUGGCGUACAUGAUCAGCUUUCUGCCCUACAUAGUUCUGUUGGUUCUGCACAACCAACUAAGUUUUGUUAUUCAGACAUUUCUGUGCCUCCUCUCAACAACUGCCUUUGGACAAGGAGUAUUUUUCAUUACAUUCCUGGAAGGACAAGAGGCAGGGAUCCAGUGGAAUAAUAUGUACCAGGCUCCAGAACCAGGGGGCAUGACAUUUGGCUGGGUUUGCUGGAUGAUUCUGUUUGAUUCAAGCCUUUAUUUUUUAUGUGGAUGGUACUUCAGCAACUUGAUUCCUGGAACUUUUGGUUUAAGGAAACCAUGGUAUUUCCCCUUCACUGCAUCAUAUUGGAAGAGUAUAUGUGGCUUGGUAGARAAACAGCGACGCUCUCUAAGUUCUAGUUUGUUCUUCUUCAAUGGGAACUUUGAUAAUCAAGGGACAAAUAGUCUGGUGAAAGCAGGAGGAGRACUGGCCACAGGUUGGAAAUCUAGAUCCAUGUUGACAGGGCUCUACCCUCCCACUUCUGGGGCCAUCAUCAUCAAUGGCAAGAAUCUGCAGACAGACUUGUCCAGGGUCAGGAUGGAGCURGGGGUGUGUCCGCAGCAGGACGUCCUAUUUGCCAAUCUCACCGUCCGGGAACAUCUCCUACUCUUUGCUUCCAUAAAGGCACCAGGGUGGACCCAGAAGGAGCUACAGCAGCAAGUCAACAAAACUCUCAAGGAUGUGGGGCUAGUUCAGCAUCAGCACAAACAAACCCAAACUCUCUCUGGAGGCCUGAAGAGGAAGCUCUCAAUUGGCAUUGCUUUCAUGGGCACAUCGAGGACAGUGGUUCUGGAUGAACCUACAAGUGGGGUGGACCCUUGCUCCCGGCGCAGCCUCUGGGACAUUCUGCUCAAGUACCGGGAAGGUCGCACGAUCAUCUUCACAACCCACCACCUGGAUGAAGCUGAGAUGCUCAGUGACCGUGUGGCCGUCCUGCAGCAGGGGCGGCUCAAGUGCUGUGGUCCUCCUUUCUGCCUGACAGAGUCCUACGGCCAGGGACUCAGCCUGACACUCACAAAGCAACCCUCUGUUCCUCAGGUCCAUGAUCCCGAGGACAUAGCUUGUGUUACAUCCCUGAUACAGCUCUAUGUACCACAAGCAUUUCUCAAAGACAGCAGUGAGAGUGAGCUGACCUUUGCCAUCCCAAAGGACGCAGGCAAGGCCUGCCUCGGGGAACUCUUCCAGACCCUGGAUCAGAACUUAGAGCAAUUGCACCUGAUGGGAUAUGGAAUCUCAGACACCACAUUGGAGGAGGUGUUUUUGAUGCUUUUGCAAGACUCCAGUAAGAAAUCUCAUAUUGCUCCAGGGACCCACUUACAGCCUCAGAACCAGAGACCCACUGGACCUUCUUCUGCGUAUUGUGACUCUCCUGUGAGGACCCCACCUGCAUGGACCCUGCAUGCACCUAUGCGAGGUCACCAGCUGCUUCUCGCACAGGUAGCUGCCCUCCUGAGGAAGAGGCUGCUCCACACACUGAGAGCCUGGAAAAGCACAGUCUCAGACCUGCUGCUGCCUGUCCUUUUUGUGGCCUUGGCCAUGGGCCUGUUCAUGGUGCAACCUCUGGCCACCGAAUACCCUCCCCUCAAACUGACACCUGGCCACUAUGAGAGUUUGGAAACUUACUUUUUCAGCAGUGGGAAUGACAAUAUGGACCUCACCCAUGUGCUCUUACGGAAGUUUAGAGAUCAGGAUCCUCUCUGUGCUGACUUAAACCUAGAUCUGAAGAAUUCUUCCUGCUGGUCUAGGGAUACCUUCCCUCACCUGAAGUUUCAGGAUUCAUGUGGCUGCCUGAAGUGUCCAAAUGGAAGUGCUGGGGCUCCUUACCUGACCAACUGCCUGGGCCACACCCUGCUCAAUCUCUCAGGCUUCAAUGUGGAGCAGUACUUGCUGAUGCCAUCUGAGAAUCCAAGACUUGGAGGCUGGUCUUUUGGAGUACAAGACCCCAGUGAAAUUCAAGAUGUGAAUGCAAACAAGUCGAGCCCAAGAACUCUGGCAAAGGUAUGGUAUAAUCAGAAGGGUUUUCACUCUCUACCCUCCUACUUAAAUCAUCUAAACAACAUUAUUUUGUGGCGACACUUACCCCCUGCUGUGGACUGGAGACAAUACGGAAUUACACUCUAUAGCCACCCAUAUGGAGGAUCCUUGCUGAAUGAAGACAAGAUCCUGGAGAGCAUCCGCCAGUGUGGUGUUGCCCUCUGCAUUGUGCUGGGAUUCUCUAUCCUGUCUGCAUCAAUUGGUAGCUCUGUGGUGAGGGACAGAGUGACUGGAGCCAAGAGGUUGCAGCACAUAAGUGGCCUUGGCUACAGGACUUACUGGUUCACUCACUUCCUGUAUGACAUGCUCUUUUACUUGGUUUCCGUCUGCCUGUGUGUCGCCAUUAUUAUGGCCUUCCAGUUAACAGCUUUCACUUUCCGUGAGAACUUGGCGGCCACAGCCCUCCUGCUGGCACUUUUCGGAUAUGCAACACUUCCAUGGAUGUAYCUGAUGUCCAGAAUCUUCUCCAGUUCAGAUGUGGCUUUCAUCUCCUACAUCUCAUUGAACUUUAUCUUUGGUCUGUGCACCAUGCUAAUGACCACCAUGCCCCGGAUCCUGGCCAUCAUCUCCAAAGCUCAGAAUUUACAGAAUAUCUAUGAUGUCCUCAAGUGGGUCUUCACUAUUUUCCCUCAAUUCUGCUUGGGUCAAGGACUGAUAGAACUCUGUUAUAACCAGAUCAAAUAUGACCUGACCCACAACUUYGGCAUUGAUUCCUAUGUGAGUCCCUUUGAGAUGGACUUCCUGGGCUGGAUCUUUGUGGUAUUGGCCUCUCAGGGCACAAUUCUUCUCCUCUUGAGGAUCCUACUGCACUGGGACCUUCUGCAGUGGUCAAGGGGUCAUUCUUCUCUCCAAGGCACAGUCAAGUCUUCCAAGGAUAUAGAUGUUGAAAAGGARCAAAUGAGGGUGCUUGAAGGAAGGACCAGUGGAGACAUCCUUGUGUUAAACAGCCUCAGUAAAAGUUAUGGAAGCUUUUUAAAGAAGACUAUGGCUGUGCAAGAUAUUAGUUUAGGCAUAUCAAGAGGAGAGUGCUUUGGACUCUUAGGAGUGAAUGGAGCUGGGAAGAGCACUACAUUCAAAGUUUUGAAUGGUGAAAUUCCUCCAAGUUCAGGACAUGCUGUUGUUAGGACUCCCAUGGGGGAGGAGGUGGAUCUGUCUUCUGCGGGCAAGGCAGGUGUUCUCAUUGGCUACUGUCCUCAGCAGGACGCCCUAGAUGAGCUCCUGACCGGUUGGGAACAUCUCCAUUAUUACUGCAGCCUACGGGGGAUUACAAAGCAGUGCAUCCCUGAGGUGGCUGGAGACCUUGUGAGGCGCCUGCACCUGGAAGCCCAUGUGGAGAAACCUGUGGCCACCUACAGUGGGGGAACCAAGCGGAAGCUCUCCACAGCCCUGGCCCUGGUGGGGAAACCUGACAUUCUUUUAUUGGAUGAGCCCAGCUCUGGAAUGGAUCCUUGCUCGAAAAGAUACCUGUGGCAAACGAUUGUGAAAGAGGCCCAGGAAGGCUGUGCUGUGGUGCUGACCUCCCACAGCAUGGAAGAGUGUGAAGCUCUUUGCACCAGACUGGCCAUCAUGGUUAACGGUAGCUUCCAGUGUCUCGGCUCCCCUCAGCACAUUAGGAAUAGGUUUGGUGAUGGAUACACUGUCAAAGUUUGGCUGUGUGAGGAAGCAAAUCAACCAAGCACUAUUUCUGAUUGCUUAAAGCUCCAUUUUCCAGGAAUUCAGUUUAAGGGACAGCGCCUUAAUUUAUUGGAGUAUCAUGUGCCAAAAAGAUGGGGAUGCUUGGCUGAUUUGUUCAAAGUUCUAGAGGACAAGAAGACCUUCUUGAACAUCAAGCAUUAUUCUAUUAAUCAGACCACUCUGGACCAGGUAUUUAUUAAUUUUGCUACUGAACAGCAACGGACUCCACACUCUACUCUUGAUCUAUCCACUGACUGUUACCGCCCGUAUCAUCUCUCUAUUUAA